Molecule: messenger RNA, 1194 nt
Organism: Calliphora vicina (urban bluebottle blowfly)
Lineage: Eukaryota; Metazoa; Arthropoda; Insecta; Diptera; Calliphoridae
Product: odorant receptor 67a-like
Exons: 4
Coding region: 1-1194 (397 amino acids)
Biological process (GO): detection of chemical stimulus involved in sensory perception of smell; sensory perception of smell
Cellular component (GO): plasma membrane
Molecular function (GO): odorant binding; olfactory receptor activity
Source: RefSeq, a predicted model, not a curated record
AUGGUACUGGAUAAAACUAUACCACAUAUAGGGGAGUUCACUAAAAUUCCCUUAAAUCUAUUCUUUGUACUUGGAUUUAUUAUAAUACGUUGGAAUCCCAUUGAAAAACCUAAAUGGUUACAAUUUCUUUUCGUAUCAACUCUUUUGUUUAAUCUUGUGUUUGGUGUAGUGUGCAUGUUUGCAUAUUUGGUAUUUAAAUCUUUGGAUACUUCAAUUGAAAAAACAGCCUACAUCAUAUACUCCACAUUUGCCGGUAAUUCUCUUAUGAAAUUGGCCUGCUGUUUCUUCAACCUAAAGAAAUUACAUCAAGGCUUGAAGAAUUUGGAAAAAUAUUAUCCCAGAACAGUUAAGGAACGAGCAGAUUAUCGACUGGAUGAACAUUUGAAAGCAAUACAGAAAUAUAAUUGUUACUUGACAAUCUAUCAUUUUGGAGUGACUAGUAUGUUUAAUUUGUUUCCCUUGAUAGAAUCUAUAGUUUUGUACUAUCGAAAUGAAGAGAGCAGUUUUCUGUAUUUGUUGCCUUUUCCGAUUUUCUACUUUCAUAAUGAAAAAUCCAGUUUGGGCUAUUUAAUUGCCUAUAUUAAUCAAUGUGCUGCAUCUUAUUCGGCUUCUUGUCUUUUUCUCGGUUCGGAUUUAUUGCUGAUAACCUGCGUCCAUUUGAUAAACAUGAAUUUCAAAUAUUUGGCCAAAACUAUUCGAGAAUUUAAGCCAACGGGUAAUUUGAGUGAUUUUAAGAAACUGAAGGGCUUUAUUAUUUACCAUAAUGAUAUUUUGAGAACUGUUGAGCUCAUUGACGAUACCUUCAACAUCUCAAUUCUACUAAAUUAUCUGGGUACUGUGACAAUUAUAUGUCUGAUUGGAUUUCAGUUGGUGGCCGGUACCAACUUUUUGGAUUUAGUUAAAUUUCUAUCGUUUCUCAUUUCGGUAUUGACUCAUGUCUAUUUCAUAUCAACAUUUGGCACAGAAAUGAUGGGAUUGAGCUCCGAUAUAGGUGAUGCCUUCAUGCAUCAUCCAUGGUAUGAUGGUCAUAUUCAAUAUCAGCGUGCCUUGACUCUGCCCAUUAGGCGCAGUCAAAAGCCUGCACAUUUAAAUGCUUUUCAAUUUUUCAUUAUAUCUAUGGAAACUUUUAAAUCGUUGGUCAGUAUUUCAUAUCAAUUUUUCACCAUGAUUAAAACUAGUUACGUUGAGGAAUAA